Molecule: messenger RNA, 7665 nt
Organism: Uranotaenia lowii
Lineage: Eukaryota; Metazoa; Arthropoda; Insecta; Diptera; Culicidae
Exons: 11
Coding region: 1474-5580 (1368 amino acids)
Source: RefSeq, a predicted model, not a curated record
UUGUCACACAAGUUAUUUAAAAGAAUGCGACUGAUUACUUAUUUUAUUUGAAUAAUAAAAGCUUUCAAUUUUCCAUAAAUCGUAGUUUCGUUUGGAAUCCCAUAGAUACAUAUCGUUUGAAAUUUCGUAACUAGUUUUUAUCCUGCGUUUACACGGAUCUGUCGGUUGAGAUUAAGCGCAAUGUUUACCUUUCCAUUUACCUAUCUUGGUUGAAGCCUAAGGCAAUGAUCAUUUAGUAUCCGGGCAGUUACAAACGUGUGUAUUUUAAAAACUAUUCAUUUGAUCGAAAAACUUUCUAUGGAGUAAAUGAAGGUGUUAAUAUGAUAUUUAAUGUAAAAACAUAAAACAAAUAUUUAUCAAUGAUUUCAAGAAAUACUCUAACUUUUUCAAAAAAUCUUUUUUUUUGUCUUUGCACACUUUCUUCAGUCAUGUAUUGAUUUAUUUUUUAAUACCACAGAAGCAAAACCUUUGCAAAAUCAUGAUAUUUUACACAAACUCACCUAGAAAAAGCAAUUGGAAUCUGGUUGGAACCUUUUCAUGAGUAGGCAUCUCGAAGAAUUUGACAUCUUAAAUUCGGUUUAAACAUAAAUUUCCCGGUCCAUCAGAACACAUCUGUUAGAUUGCGUAAAAACCAGAUUUACAGAUCGCGAUCUUUGGAACUGAUCAUUAUUAGUUAUUUACUUGGUGUCUACUAAUCAGGCAACACUUUUUGCCUGCCGGAAAUGGAUGUUUUGCAUUAUUUAAAGAGUUUGCAUUCAGUUAUCCCCAAUAACCAUAGACUUUUUACCAUAUUUAAGAUCAAGGGUUGCAUUCCGAUGGUUGGUUUAAACUUCGUGUUGAUCCUAGAGUGGCUCCUUAUACUUCUUAACCAUUUGGUCCGAAAAAAAAAUCAGAAAAAAUCAACAGUCAUUAGCUUUCAAGUCAACAAUGAAGAAUUUUCGAGGCACAAAAUGCGUAAAAUGAGUAAAUUUGUGCAAAAUUAUUUUAUCCAUGUCUUUUUGCAUCGUAAAUAUCUCAAACACAUGUUAACUUAAAAAUCUAUCAAAAAUAGGCAAGAUAGUCCUUUUCAUAACCAAUACAACGCUACUAAAGUUUUGCAUGUCCGAGCUCUAUUAACGUAGCUAUUAUCGAAAUAAGGUGCCCGGAUACUAAAUGAUCAUAGCCUUAGUCCACACAUAGGAGACGGUUCGUCUCGAGACGGUCUCAGCGUCUCCCAUUUUCUUCGGGAGACACUGAGACCGUCUCAGGUUUCCAACAACAGGCAACAAAGUUCGUCUCAUAACAAAAAUCGCAGUUCAUGUUGCCUAGUGUGGACUAGGCUUUAGUUUUCUUUAAAUGUAGAACUUUUCUUUUUUUUUCGCAGCCAUGAACAUGUUUUGAUAAUCAAACGUACGAUACAUGUGUAUGCCCAAGUGCUCUCUAUCUAUCGAUAAAACCGCUAACUUUCGGGUCGCACAGCGUUAAAGCAAAGUAAUGGAGACAGGCGAUUCGGCAACGCUACCGCUGGGUUCCACGAGCACUCCGCUGGUAAGGCCGAAUACUUUGUUGCCCCCGGAGAAAGAGCCAGUAUUCUUCCAUAUCAAUCUUAUCGGUGCUCCGCCGGAGGUCGAACAGUUGAUCGAACAUAUAAAAUCUGUUGCCGAGCAGUUUCUGUACCACUGGAAAACUUUCCCAAUCAAUCUGCCAACACCCCUGUCAAUCAAUAACCAGGUGGGCGGAAGUUCGGGACAUGUUGGUGCAAUUGUAGCUGGAGGUAACAAUACAUCCAGUACCAAUAGGAAAUCACGACCCAUCAACCUGCGCGAUUUGUUUAUUGCGCCCUCCUUCGAUGAACUGGAUGCGGUUGCGGCCGAUGGGACGGGUGAGCCGCGCCUUCUCAACAACACACAGCUGCGUUCGUUACGCGAGAGAGGCUUGCAAAAGGACAGAUUCGGCAAACCGAAGAAAUUAAAUUUGGAACAAUUGGACUCGAUACAGUUGACAGGGGAGUUCGAGGUUCCCAGUUUGAAUUUCCCGGGCCAAAUGCAUCGCUGGAGGUUGUCCCAGAUUCUGCAGAAAGGCUCCGAGAGAACACGCAACUCAUUGCUAAACGAUCUAGCCCUUUCAGCUCGCUUUCUGGUAAUCACGGCCAAGAGUCGACUGACAGGGCACUUUUUCUCCCUUGCUCAUGCAGCCCAUGCUUUGUUGCUGGGUUUAGUCAAGCUUGUCGACAUGAUCGUUGGUGUUCCCUCACUCUUGGCCCAUAAUUUAGAUAACAAGAUUAAAGAGGAAAGGUGUCGAUUUUUAGUUGCCGAGCUAGUUUGUAGAAACGAGUACGAAGACUGUUUGGAUUCGUUGUGCGGUUACGUACGGCAUCAACUGCGACGUGCUACUAUGGAAAAGUUCGAUGUCAAUUGCCAACAGGCACAGCCCGUCCCGUAUUUGUACGUGACCCCUAAAGGGCAGGACAUCGAUUUACGAUUGUUUUCCAAAGACAUCAUGCGUAAAGCGCUACCAAUAUUGGUGGGCAUUCUGGAAAAGGAAACACGUGGUUGGUUUUUGCAUUUUCGCGAACGACUGAUUGCCGAGUUGCGUGAGCGCAAAAUGACCGAUGCCGAAAUCGAGGAGGAAGUAAACGAUGCUGUGAUGAAAGAAUAUUUGCAACGAGUCUACACCUCGAUAUUGACCAAUUCCGAUCUGGCAGAUUUAGGCGAAAACAUUCCUCAACUUUUGGUGCAACAGGCUCAAUCUGUAGUCAUAAUGCAUAAAGCUGUCGACAAGAUUCAAAAAGAGUUGAAAAAAUCCCGAGAUGAACAAAGAAAACUGCUAGAAGAGCAACAUCCUGUCCUGUCACAGAUUACCCCUUGGCUUCGCACAAAAUUGGAGAACGCAGAACAGACCAAACUUUCCAAGAUAACCUGGGGUGCCCACGAGGAAGCUUUGAAGAUCGCACAAAAGCACAACUUGCAUCAGACGGUUUACUUUUUGAGCCGUGAUUUGGCGUUUAUGAAAGAGCGAGAGCCGGUUCUUUUGAAAGAACUGAAAAAUGCCAAAACCCCUACGAGAAAUUUCCAGUGGGCCUGCCGCAUAUGGUCACCUAAAUCAUGGAUUAUUCGACGAAGUUUCCAGGGCCACUCGGAAAUCAUUCCUACUGUAAUUACUCAACAGGCCACCUCGAUAGUUACACCUCGGUCCGACCCCAGUCAACCGGUGUUCCUGGUCGAAAAAGAACUCGUACGAUCGACUAGCACACGUUGGCCAAUGUGGCGUCUGUUGAAUCUCUUCCAGAGAACGUGGACUUGGACAUGGAAUAUAAUGUUUCUGUUGGGUGUCAUUGUGCCAUGGUGCAGCUCGCUCGGUCUACGUGCAUUGUUCUGUGUGAAACCUUUUAUGGGGGAUCUGGAGUUGUCCCAAGUGAACGGAACGUUAUUUCCGCGAAAAACUAGCAUAACUCAGACUAUGUGUUCACGUUUGGUGGAGUUGUGGAGACACAUUUCAAAGGCACGAACUCAUUUCGAAACGGAGCCAGAUACAGGAUUCGUUGGGAAAGGCAUGACUAGACAUUUGAAUCGCCUUUAUAACUAUUUUAUAAAAGGAUUCCUGGGAUCAUUCCUGAUACUAACUUUAUUUCCUCUAUUGUGCAUAAGUGUUAGUUUGUGCAGUAUUGCAUUCGCCAUUGCAGCGCCCUUGUGGAUGCCUUUCAUAACAGUAACUCUGCACCUCUAUAUGAUGCUGGUGUAUGACUUGGACUGUCCAGACGAAAGUCGGCGUAACAGAUAUUGUAUUUUUCUUGAAGCAGUCGGGUGGAAUAUAGUGGCCCAAGGUUUCGUUCAACCAGUUAUUGCUCUUGUGGUGGCGGUAUUCAUUUGCCCGCUGAUUUCGGUAUUUGUGCUGUUCGUUGGAGUAAGUCGCUACUGGAUUCGACUUUUCUGGGACGCUAUCACGUUCCAUUUGUUUAUCAAAAAAUGCGGCAGGGUACCAGCAAGUGAUAGCUUUGCAGUGAAACGCAUUGCUGGUCCCGGACUAGUAUUGGAUUACUAUUUUGCUAUCAAACCCGAACAGGCAUUGGCAGCCUUCGAGGCGAAAAUGGAACUGGACGAAUUACAGGCAUUUCAACAUUCAAUGGAAACGGUCAUCUGUCAGCCGCAGAAAGACUUCAGCCAGUUUAUUGACGCUUGCUUCGGACCAUUUUCGGCACAGCUUUCCAAAUCGAUGGGACCUUAUCGACAGCUGGAACGCGAAUGUCAAGACCUGAUGACUUCACUGCACGAGAAAUUAGAAAAACGUCGGCGCGAUCUGCAAACCGGACUGACCACAGCUGUGAAAUCACGCAUCAAGCUAAACACUAUGGAAUUAAAAAUCGUAAUUCAGCAGUCAGCAUAUUUACUGGAGAAGUUUUAUCCUUCGCAUGUUAUUGCUCGAUUAUCGAUUAGCGAGGACGAGUUUUGGGAUGCGAAAGGUCUUUCUGUCGGAGAUUGGGCUGGCUUAGCUGGCAUGUUGUAUGCCGACAUUUUCAGCUUAGAUUUCUUGACACCUCUCUCGGAGACCGAUACGCAAUUCAAACUUGAGCCACACGCACAAUUAGAUAUGUUUCGUUACACUGAAAUGGUUCAAAACACCAGCGAUAUAAUGGGUAUAAAUGGUCCAGACUUGUUAGGGAAUGUAUACGCCCCACGAGGCAAUAUUCAAGUACAUUCGCCAUACCUGGAGGUUUCAGCUUUUAAUCCACGCUCGCGAGUAAUGAUCAAUUCCAGAAGAGCGGACAAAAGAAACGAUACAUCGUCUGGCCUAACGACACCUCGGGUGAGGGCUCGAAGAUCUCCGAUACCGACGGCAAAAUCACGAAACAGUUGGAAACCUUGGAAGCGAAAACAGUUGAAGAAACACGUGGCCGACAAGCUGCUUAUACCGUUACCGAUUCCACAUCCUGUUCAUAUAGCCAUAUCAAUAUAUAAUCGGGAUUCUGAUCACCCGAUUCCAAUAGAGUCGGACAUUUGUUGGGAGAUUCUACGGUCCAUAGAAGAAUGCCAAGGCGACCUGGAGGCCAUCGUUCGUUUCAAAGAAUCCGGCGUUGACGGAAAUCGCUCUGUAGGAAUAAGCGUCGAUGGUUUAGCAGCCAUUGAUUCCAGCAUCGACUCUUUGGAUUCAAAUUCAACUAACUCUGGGACCAAGGACAGCAUGGACAUGAUUGCAGGAGCUAGUGAUACGCUUCCUUGUACAAAUAGAGAGGUAACGAUCAUAAUGCCAUCAUCUGCUAUUAAAGAUGUAGACGAGUCUAGAGUCACAACCAAGCGUGACAGUAUUGAAGCGACUGUCGAUGAAACACCUUCUGCACCGUCGCAUUUCCAUUGGACUCUGCGAAAUUGGGGGGCCAAUAGCGAUGGCCAGUCGGUGAUAUCGGCAAGAAGAAGAAAUACAAGCUACACCUACAGUAGCAACACAAGCGGAGGGCCAGGAAAUUUAAAUAGUGCCAGUACAAACUCCCAAAACGACACACAACUCGAACAAAUUCGUGUUGAUCUGGCUAGUCCAGAAGACAUUUCGUUAGAUACUGAUAGUACUAGGGCUGUAUUUAGUGCAGCAUAUGGAACCACAGUUUGAAUUUUAUAAAAUUGAUUUUUUUUUCGUAAAAAAUCAUAUUACUGAUAACUACACUUUCUUUGUGAUAAUUCGAUCAGCACUACUUUUCUCACCUACCCAUAAACAAAUAAUUUUAACGUACAAUGUGAAAUGCGAGUUUAAAACCCGCAAUUUUAAUGUAUAGUUUUUUUUUGUUUAAUAUUCUUAUUCAACAUUAAGAAUAUUUUUUUAACCGAUGAAGUCAUUUAAAUUCACUUUAACCAUUGAUUCCAUCUUUUUGGUUUGUCUAGUCUGUCGCAUUAUAAUUACGUGUUGAUUUUCAGAAUGUCUUUUAAUGUAUGUUUUAAUGUGUACCGAGUCAUGGAAAUGAUAAAAUAUCUGAGUUUAUUUUCUAGAUAACAUAUAUUUAUGAUAUUUAUUGUGCUUUUCCAACUGCUGAAUAUAGAAUAUUUACAGAAAUUAAAUAAGAAACAAAUGAAAAAACUGGUUCGUAUCGAAAAAGUUCGAUGCUCAUAAACUCAAGCGAAAAGGCAUUUAAUGUUGCAUGAUCCAAACCAAAUCUAUGAGUACAUACAUUAAAACAGUAAAAUUAAUAAAACUAGGAAAUCUUUAAAAGCUCGUAUAUUGGUAACAAAAUAUUCGCAGAUUUUUUGUAUUUUAUCAAAAUGCAGUACAAUACUGAAUCUGACACCACUGCGAUGAACUAUUUAGAGGAAAUAGAUUUUUUCUGUCUCAUGUUAGGUCAAUGCUAAAAAUCUUUUUUGCGAAAAAUUUCAGAUUGAAAUCCACUACAGAUAUUAGUUUUCUCACUCUACAGUUUUAUAUAACCGAAGGUCACAGAAGCAGCUUAUAGGCUGAUGACGCACUGACGCGCCGAUUUUAAAGUCAACUUUAGCGAACGAUUGAACAAAUCGGCUUUGGCUUUUUAGUUCCCAAUAUGUGAGAUCUGAGCCUUUCCAAUGGAAAGUAAAUGGCAAUAGUUGAGACGCAUAGAGUCGAGCGCCUCAGUAUGUCAACGUCCAUACUCGGUCAAUUGUGUUUUUCGGAUUCUGAAUUGCUGUAGAAUAGAUAUGAUAUUUUUUAAUCGGUCAUAUUGAAUUGUUAUCUUAAAGUUGCGUUUUUCGACUCCGAAAAACAGAUUCUUUCACAUUUUACGACCUGUUGUUGAACAUAGUUUAACAUGAUUUGCGUACAAAUUAUGAGUUGAUAAUACAUUUUUUUGAAACAUUCAUAUCAUUCCAUUACCCAUGACCCAUCAUAGCGUUCAAAUCGGACUGAAUAUUUCGUAACAAAGUCUCUCUCGCUUGAUAUCAAGCUGUUGGCAAAAGUAAACGAUGAAAUCACCUCAACAAAUAAAAGUCUAAGCAACAUCCAUUUCACACGGCAAAUCAGUCUGCCCUUCAUGUACAGUAUCUCGAAAACCUGGAACCAUUUCAUUCACUUAUAAAUUAGAAAACUAGCUUUAUAAGGAAUUCUCGUUUAACAGGCAAAACACAAAAUGAUCGCAAUAUGUAUCCACUCAUGUUAAGCAAAGCAAAGCAAAAGGUCCAUCUUUUUACUCUAAAUGUAACGAAAACCAAAAAAUAACAUAGAAACACAAACCCAACUGCUCUCUACAUUCAACAAACCUUAUUAUUUAAAUCCGGCGUUUGAAUUAAAAAUUGUGUAUCUGAUGAUUAAGUUUUAGCUACGUCUUUUAACAUUUUAGACCUAAAAAAAUCUCUUCUUACAAAUACCUACUUGUAGGAUUAACAUUAUGUGUGGAUGGAAUAAUAAAUACGAUCAAAACCUGAAAAGCAAAUUUCGUUAUGCUUCACACUUUCUGUGGCCACUUAGUAGUUAUUCAAAACUAAAGGCUUUCGUUUUUGCUUGUGCUUUUCAAGCUGAAAAUCUAGCUUUUACGAUGCGGCCAUUUGACAGAAUGGAAUUCAACAAAUGUCUUUGGAAAUGAGUGUAAGCGAAAAUGAAAAAGUAAAUCUACAACAAACCUAUCUAUAGAAAAACAAAAUGAUUCCUUGCAAGUCGAAUUUCAUUGAUGAAAAACCAAUAAAGUUGUCCACAGUUCUGAAGAGUAUGCUGCAAAAGCUGAAUCUUCUCGGCUACGUA